AACGUAUAUCACGUGCCCACACUGUCUGUUACUCUUCUGUCGGUGUCUCAACUAGUCCACAGUGGCUACAUCGUCCGCGUCGCCGAAAAUGAAUGGAGUGUCAUACACGGCAAAAAGCGCACCAAGGUUCUUCGCGCGCGAGAAGCCAAUGGGGUCUAUGAAGUCUACACUCCUGAGUCGGGCCUGAUUCCAAGCGAAAUUGGCUCGGCCCUGUUGGCUGCGCUCCGUACAAACGUAUCUCUUGCUACCUGGCACGGUCGUCUGGGCCACCUGAACAUGGCAGACUGCCGGAGACUGGCCGCCACGAAGGCAGUGCGUGGGGUCGUCAUC
Messenger RNA from Phytophthora sojae, 330 nucleotides. RefSeq lists its product as hypothetical. The annotation marks the transcript as partial. NCBI's taxonomy places the organism in Eukaryota, Oomycota, Peronosporomycetes, Peronosporales, Peronosporaceae. The record is from RefSeq and is a predicted model, not a curated record. The transcript has a single exon.